AUGCCUAGUACUAAGAACAUUGAGUUCCAAACUCGAGAUGACCAUAUCUUGAGAGGACCACUGACACUAAUGGAAAAGCCAAACGCGCCGCUGGGGAUCUUGCUAUCUCCGUCUGGCGUUAUAAGCGCACAUUUAAUGGAUGUCCAAGCAAAAGUCUUCAACGAUGCUGGAUUUGCUACACUAACCUACGACCCUCGAACAUUCGGGCAAAGUGAUGGACUGCCAAGGCACAAUAUUAACUUUGACAAGCAGUCAGAGGACGUUUUUGAUGCUGUUACAUAUGUCACAUCUUUAGCUCCGCAGAUAGACAUAACUCGUAUCGCUCUUCUUGGCGGUGGACAUGGCGGAGAUAAACAACAAUAUGUCCAGUUAUUUCCAUCCCCUAGUGAAGAAGCUGCUGCAAACCCGCAAAAAGCACUGCUCGGAGGACCUGCGCUUUCCGGAUUCUACAGCUCUAUUCAGAUGCUCGCUGACGGGAAAAAUUGUAACUGGGAAAACAAAGUAACACUGGAAAGCGCCUACUACAAUUUUAUCAACGAAUUCCAAGCAUACUUACCGAGAGUGUCGCCUACCCCUCUGUUAUGUAAGGAUAUCGAGGUAAAGUUUUUGCAGAAGUAUGUGACGUGA
This is a messenger RNA of Trichoderma asperellum CBS 433.97, 627 nucleotides long. RefSeq lists its product as uncharacterized. NCBI's taxonomy places the organism in Eukaryota, Fungi, Ascomycota, Sordariomycetes, Hypocreales, Hypocreaceae. The record is from RefSeq and is a predicted model, not a curated record.